Molecule: messenger RNA, 3876 nt
Organism: Hypanus sabinus (Atlantic stingray)
Lineage: Eukaryota; Metazoa; Chordata; Chondrichthyes; Myliobatiformes; Dasyatidae
Product: gastrula zinc finger protein XlCGF57.1-like
Exons: 4
Coding region: 1843-3675 (610 amino acids)
Source: RefSeq, a predicted model, not a curated record
UUAGAAUCUUUUGUACGAUAGUAUGUACUAUUCAUUCAGUACCUAUGUGUUGCUGGAGGACCAUCAGUGAUCGUCCUUGAUCCCUUCUCCCACCUUGUUCCAUCUGUUCAUCUUGUUCAACCUCUGUCCAGUCUCCUCACAACCCCCAACCCCGUUUCAGUGAUGUACACCAACCAUCUGGGUCAACCUCAGUCCGCCUUGUAUCCCACCUCCUCAAUGUUAUAUAUCAGCAAUCUUUCCUCCAACCCUUGUCUUCAUUGUGAAGUGUUCUUUUGUACCUUUGGCCUCGCUGAGUCAUUUCCAGAAUCGGUUAUUGUUAGCUGGAAUGUCGGAGGGUCAUCAGGUCCCAGUUCUGUUGUGCAUUGGUGUGGAGGUGCUCGUUUAUGAACAGUGACGGGCUGACGCACUGCAGCAUUUUACUGGCAGCAAAGAGUACUGGGAGAGUUGGUGCUUGGGCUCUAAUCUUUUGAUUGGCAUUCCAGGCAAAUGGAACUGCUGGUGUUUUAGCUUUGACUUUGGUUAGUGCUUCUACAGACGGGGCUGGAUGCUCGACCUGCAAUGAAGCAGAAAUUUCGAGCAGCUGGACAUUGGUUGUGGGGAAAUCCCGGAUUGCACUACCCAGUGUGAGAUGUGGGGACAAAGUGUGAGACUCUCAGGGUCGGUGAGUGGCAGAUUCAGCUGUGUGAGUCUGUGGGGUUGGGUCCUGGGAGAUCAUGGUUUUUGAUCCAGGUAAAGUGGACCCAGGGAUCGAGCUGUUUGGGCUUGUGAGGUGUUGAUCGAGUAUUUCUGGUCUGGGAUCAGCUGUUUGUUUCUGGAGUUCCUUUGGAAGCAAUGACUGACAAUCUGAGGAGAGGAUGAGUUCCCAUUCCAUCCUCACAGGGAGAGGCUGUGAGUAAAUGGGUUGUUCCGUGUUUACAACAGUAGAAAUAGACCCAGAGAUUAGUGUUCAAACUGUGUUUGGAAAUCCCCCCCCCCAUCCUCCCUCACUGUCAAUCAGGCAGCUGUGCUGGAGAUCUGCACUAAAAACUGAAAAUGUUUGAAGUCAUUCUGAUGAAAUGUUAUUAAUUGAAUUGUAUUGUAAGCUGUUCCUUACCUGCUGAGUGUUUCUGGUAUUUAUGACAGAAAUUAAUAUAUUCAUGAUUGCUAAGUAGCUUCAGGGUUACAGGAGGAAGGCAGGAAUAUGUUGUUGGAAUGAAAAUCAGCCGUGGUUGAAUGGUGGGCAGACCAGAUGGAUCGAAUCACAUUAUUCUGUUCCUGUGUCUUGUGUCUUACCAUGACUGAAUGAUGGCUCCUUCUUAUCCCAUAUCAUUCUGUGACAUGUGAGGGACAAUAAAAGAUUGUUCACUGAGAUCAUUAUAUUUACCUUCAAUGUUUAAAUUUCAUUAGACCUGCAGUGAGAGAUUUAUUGGAAGAAAAACCACGACUGAAGUCGAGGGAACAGCAACAAGUGAACCAGCCCGAGGAUUGAGAGCACCGACUGGAGAGAACCCAUCUGACUCGGAGAUUCCAGUGAUUCAGUCAGGAGAAAGUUUGCUGUGCGGACCAACCAUUCAUCUGGGCAGGAAACGUUUACAUGGCUUCAAAACUGUGGCACUUCACAUUGACAAUAGAUAAAAGAAAAUCCCAGCUGCACGUCAACAAAGGGUUAAAAACAACAAGGAAAUUAUCUACGGGGAGGUCAAACACAACACGCUGUUUUGUUGUCUAUGUCCAGAUAUUUAAGAAGUGGAACAAGGGAUUUACUCGAUCAUCAUUCCUACUCAGGCUGUGGGGAGUGAUUCACUCGAUCAUUAUUCCUAUUCAGACUGUGGGAGAGAUUCAUCGAUCAUCUGACCGACUGACAUGCUGUCAAUUUACACGGGGGGAAUCCAUUUAUCUGCUCAGUCAUCCACUCUAAUGGCUCACCAGCGAGUUCACACCGGGGUGUGGCCAUUCACCUGCUCAGACUGUGGGAAGGGAUUCAUGUUGUCAGCUCACCUACUGAGUCAUCAGUCAGUUCACACGGGUGAGAGGCCAUUCACCUGCUCUGACUGUGGGAAAGGAUUCACUUUGUCAUCUAAUCUUAAGCUACAUCAGCGAGUUCACUCUGGGGAGAGGCCGUUCACCUGCUCAGACUGUGGGAAGGGAUUGGCGUUGUCUUCCCACCUACUGAGACAUCAGUUAGUACACACUGGUGAGAGGCCAUUCACCUGCUCAGAAUGUGGGAAAAGAUUCACUUCGUCAUCUCAACUUAAGGUACAUCAGCGAGUUCACACUGGUGAGAGGCCAUUCACCUGCUCAGACUGUGGGAAAGGAUUCACUCAGUCAUCCCACCUUCAAGCACAUCAGCGAGUUCACACUGGGGAGAGGUCGUUCAACUGCUCAGAGUGUGGGAAGGGAUUCGCGUUGUCAUCUCACCUACUGAGACAUCAGUUAGUUCACACUGGUGAGAGGCCAUUCACCUGCUCAGAAUGUGGGAAAAGAUUCACUUUGUCAUCUCAACUUAAGGUACAUCAGCGAGUUCACACUGGUGAGAGGCCGUUCACCUGCUCGGACUGUGGAAAAGGAUUCACUCAGUCAUCCCACCUAGAAGCACAUCAGCGAGUUCACACUGGGGAGAGGCCAUUCACCUGCUUAGACUGUGGGAAGGCAUUCACACAGUUUGCUACCCUACAAGCACACCGGUCAGUUCACACUGGGGAGAGGCCGUUCACCUGCUCAGACUGUGGGAAAGGAUUCACUUCGUCAUAUAAACUUAAGGUGCAUCAGCGAGUUCACACUGGGGAGAAGCCAUUCUCCUGCUUAGACAGUGGGAAGGGAUUUGCGUUGUCAUCUCACCUACUGAGACAUCAGUUAGUACACACUGGUGAGAGGCCGUUCACCUGCUCAGACUGUGGGAAAGGAUUCACUCAGUCAUCCCAACUACAAGCACAUCAGCGAGUUCACACUGGGGAGAGGCCAUUCACCUGCUCAGACUGUGGGAAAGGAUUCACUUCAUCAUAUAAACUUAAGGUACAUCAGCGAGUUCACAUGGGGGAGAGGCCGUUCACCUGCUCGGACUGUGGGAAAAGAUUCACUUCGUCAUCUCAACUGGAGAUUCAUCAGCAAGUUCACACUGGGGAGAGGCCGUUCACCUGCUCAGACUGUGGGAAAGGAUUCACUCAGUCAUCCCAACUACAAGCACAUCAGCGAGUUCACACUGGGGAGAGGCCGUUCACCUGCUCAGACUGUGGGAAAGGAUUCACUCAGUCAUCCCACCUGCGAGCACAUCAGCGAGUUCACACUGGUGAGAAGCCGUUCACCUGCUCGGACUGUGGGAAGGGAUUCACUCAGUCAUCCCACCUGCGAGCUCAUCAGCGAGUUCACACUGGGGAGAAGCCGUUCACCUGCUUAGACUGUGGGAAGGGAUUUGCGUUGUCAUCUCACCUACUGAGACAUCAGUUAGUACACACUGGUGAGAGGCCGUUCACCUGCUCAGAAUGUGGGAAAAGAUUCACUUUGUCAUCUCAACUUAAGGUACAUCAGCGAGUUCACACUGGGGAGAGGCCAUUCACCUGCUCAGACAAUGGAAAAGGAUUCACUCAGUCAUCCCACCUGCGAGCACACUACUCAGUUCACACCGGGGAGACUCUAGACACCUGCUCGGACUUUGGGAAGAGAUUCUCUCAGUCAAAUCAACCAAAUGUGCAUCAUUGAGUUCUCACUGGAGAGACCGUUCACUGGAUGUGUGUCCAUCACCGUUGCUGAAUGCAAUUUCGAGACUGACUGUCGGUGCUGAACUCUGCAAUCAUUGCUGCUGCUCACCACACCCAGUUCUGCACCCUGGUCAAUGGGCAUGGGAGGAGUUUCUUCUGCUGCACAUUUACCUUUAAUAGGACUGGAGUUUAAUAUUUUGCA